Messenger RNA from Ostrinia furnacalis (Asian corn borer), 845 nucleotides. RefSeq lists its product as uncharacterized. The transcript is spliced from 3 exons. Lineage: Eukaryota; Metazoa; Arthropoda; Insecta; Lepidoptera; Crambidae. The record is from RefSeq and is a predicted model, not a curated record. Bases 120 to 833 code for a protein of 237 amino acids.
AUUAUUUGUAACAGAAUAUUUAAUACUGAAUAGAGCACAAGGUUAGGCUUAUCUGUACAAGUUGACCUAUUAGUCGACGUUAAGUAUAACAAAAUACAUUAGUAUCAAGAAAAUUACUGAUGUGGACGAUCAAAGUAUUGUUCAUACUCGUACUUUGUAACAACCAUAUCUAUGGCAGCAGCAGUGACGAAGAACCAGAGCUGUACUACUAUGGUAUAGAGGAGAGCGAGCGCGGGCUGCCGGCGUGCGGCGCGCGGCAGGCAUGUGGGACGCUGCUGCAGCGCUACUGGCGGCCACGCGCUCUGCUGCGCCUGUGUCGCUGCCGCAACCGCGCGCGCUGCCUGGCGCCCGCGCCGCCCGAGCGAACGAUGUCGCUCAACAACCACGCGGAGUUACAGUUUUGCUCGUCGACCACCGAUUGGCCUCAAUGUGGAUUCGGGGAAACAUCUCUUGUCGUUGAAUCCGAUUACGAUCGCAUGAAUCCAGACGAGUUAGAAGAGAUGCACCAUAGAAAUAUACAGCUCACUCCACCCAAUAUCACAGUCAACUGCCAAUGCCUACAGCCCUAUUACUGGAAGUUGAAAGCGAAAUCGGAGGGGACUCGAAGUUACCAGUGCGGUUUUCUACCAGUUUGCCGAACUGGGGAGUUUUGCGGCAAUGUAACCAGCGACUUGUACGCGUUAUACCAGUCGUGUCUGUGUCCACGUCAUCACAUCUGUGUGCACAACGGUGGCGUCGUUUAUCAUGAUAUAUCUGAGAUCCUGUACGAAGGACAAGGAUGGAAAGCUUACUGUCAAAAAGUAAAUGAUACUGACAGUUAUGAAGAUUAUUAGAAAUAGCUACAU